GAUGAACAUAUUCGCAGACUGAAUUUUGAGUGGAUAAGUUCUGUUGACUCAAACAUUUCAAAACUCCUGGAGUUCCCAGUUCUUUGUCGCAGUACUGAGGUCAAAAAUAAGCUGGAUGUUAACCUCAAGGGGCCUUUACUCAAGCUGUUCAGGGAGCUUGAUUACUGGCUCAGACUCUCGUAUGAUGUUCAUCAUUAUUUUACCAAACUGUAUUACCGGCGUGAUGAUCUGCUUGAAUUGCGAGAGUAUGUCCUUCUGGUGGUUCGAGACUACAACAGAAUAAUAUCUGCACUGGGUGCGCAAGAAAUGGGAUUGUUCCGGGAAAAACUAAAGUUUUUGGACAGGAGAUUGUACCCUGGUCUGACCAAGUUAAGGUGGUCAUCAAGAGACGCAAUAGCCAUGUUCAUCACUGAGAGCAGAGUUCAUGCCAGCAAACUGCAAAUAAAGGUGGAUGAAUUCAUGGAUGGCAACAUACAAAUCAUGUCUUUGUGUGUCCAAAUCAGUGAACAGCUGCUUAUUAAGAUUGAGAAAAAUAAGCUGUAUGAACAUCUAUCAUUUGAAAAAGAACAGAAACAACAUCGCAGCAGAGUGGCUUCAAAGAUUGAAAGCUUAAUACAAAGUAUUGUUCAUCGUCUGAGCAAGACGUAUGGAAUGUUUAGUGAGGAAAAUGAUUUAGUGCAGAAUCACUGGUAUCGUUACACUGUACAGCAAGACAACAUACUGGAAGAAGCACUGCGUCUAAAUGUAAAAAGAUCUCUUCUGGAGCUUGCCAAAGCUAUCAUUGGAGAUAGAAAAUCUAUACCUGAACCAAUCUUCAAAGUCAAUCUGGUACUUGAGAGGAACAAGCCUCUUUUCAAAUGCAUUAGCAAAUGCAAAGAGGCGAAAAGGAUUCAGAAUGCUAUCCUUGCUGGUAUGGAAGCCAAUGCACAGACUCUUAUGAAUUAUAUAACAGUCUGGGACAAUUAUCGUGAAAUUUGGGAGAUCAACAAAGAUGCUUUCAUUCAUCGUUACCGAAAAUUGAAGCCUACUGUUGCAUCUUUUGAGGCAGAUAUUGCCAGGUACACAGAAGUUGCAAACAACAUAGAGAUGAACGAGACAGUACUGAAUAUCCAGUUUGUGCUUCUGGACUGCAAUCCAUUGAAGCUGUCCCUCCUCGCUCACUGUCAGGAAUGGCAGAAGAAAUUCACCAACCUCCUGCUGGAGAUGGCUACAGCAGAACUGAAAAGCGUCAACAACUACCUUGUCAGCAUGGGCAAAAGAAUUACGGCACCACCAGUCACGCUUGAUGAAUUUGCUGAAAGUACAAACCUGAUGGAACAGCUUAUGGCAGAAAAGAGCCUAACUUUUGCCAGGUUUGAUCCCCUCAGUGAACAGUUCAGCAUCCUACAUAAAUAUGAAGUCGCGGUUUCACCUUCUAUGACUGAAAUGCAUUUAAAUCUGCCUGAUCUGUGGCAGCAAUAUGAGCAACAGCUAGCAGAAGCAGAAGCAAUGAUGGCACGCAAGAGGGUAGAGUUCAAAAAGGGGUUAUUGCAAGAAUCAGAGGAUUUCAAGAAGGCAACACAAGAUGCUCUGCAUGAAUUUGCAGUUAAUGGCCCAUUCACUUCUGCCAUAUCUCCUCAAGAUGCCCUUGCCACAAUUGCACAAAUGCGGGCCCAUCUCAAUGCCCUCAGAGAGGAGGAGGCCAGACUACGCAAAGGCCUUGGCAUGUUUAGCCUUGAUCUUCCCCUGUCCAAAGAAAUCCAACAGCUGGAGAGGGACUUGGAUGCCAUCGAGGGUGUUUGGCUGUUAGCUGCACAGUGGGAUGACCUUUGGAACCAGUGGAAAGGAGGAGGUUUUAGUGACCUGAAAGUUGCAGAUAUGGAUGAUGCUUGUAACAUCGUUUUCAAGAAAAUCACCAAAUAUAGCAAAGAACUUAAGGAAAAAAACUGGGAGAUAGUUGAAAUGACUAGAGCUAGAGUGGACCAGUUUCGUCGUACAGUACCACUCAUCACUGACCUCAAGAACAAGGCCAUGCGUUUGCGUCACUGGGAUGAGAUCAUGGGUCUUCUUGACAUUGAAUUUGACCCUAAUUCAGAUGAAUUCACUUUAGAAUUCAUCGUACAACAUGGCUUUGAUAAAUUUGCCAACGUGAUCGGUGACAUUUCCAGCGCUGCUACCAAAGAGCUUCAGAUUGAAGUGGGAUUGGCAAACAUUUCAAGUGUAUGGCUGACCAAUGAAUAUGACAUGAUGCCAUAUAAGGAUAGAGGACAUUAUAAAUUCAGGACCACUGACAAUGUGUUUACAAGUCUGGAAGAAAACCAGGUUUCUCUGACAACAAUGAAGGCAUCCCGAUUUGUCAAACCCUUUGCUGCUGAAGUAGAUUACUGGGAAAAAAUAUUGUCUCAAAUCCUUGAGAUGACAGAGAUGCUGCUGCUUGUUCAAAGACUGUGGAUGUACAUGGAGAAUAUUUUUCUGGGUGAGGACAUUAGAAAACAACUACCACAAGAGACUGCUGAGUUUGAUGAUAUUAACCAACAAUGGAGAAAGAUCACCCGAAAGAUCAAAUCUGUUAAAAUUGUCAAGACGUUCUGUGAAGAGACAGGAAUGAUGGCUGAGCUGCAGCAAAUGAAUUUGAGCUUGGAGAGAAUACAAAAAGCCCUAGACAUGUUUUUGGAAACAAAACGCAUGAUUUUCCCUCGCUUUUAUUUCAUCUCCAAUGAUGAUCUUCUGGAAAUACUUGGAAAUACCAAAAAUCCAGAGAACAUUCAACCACACAUGAAGAAGCUGUUUGAUAACAUAAAAUCCCUGAAAAUUACUUGCGAAAGAGACAAAUGGAAAGUAGCGGGAAUGACAUCAUCAGAAGGAGAACAUGUUCCAUUUGAAAAGUUUAUGUAUAUAGAUGGUCCAGUUGAGAGCUGGCUGUGUGAGAUAGAGCAGUCGAUGAGAUGGACUCUGAAAGAAGUCCUAAAGAACACUCGGCAAGCUCUAAAAAAGAUGCUUUCUAAAAGGGAUAAAUGGAUCAAAGACUGGCCUGGCCAGCUGUGCAUCACUGCCAGUCAGAUCCAAUGGACAUGGGAUGUGACUCGAGCCCUUAUACAGGUCAAAGAAACAGGGGAAAGACAUCCACUAAAGAGGCAAAAGAAGAAGGAGGUGAAGAUGUUAUCCAAGUUCUCUGAAGCCAUUCGAGGCAACCUGACUAAGAAUCAGCGCAACAAAAUUGUUGCAUUGGUUACAAUAGAAGUUCAUGCCCGAGACAUAGUUGAGAAACUGUACAAGUCAGGCUGCAAAGAUGUGAAUGCCUUUGACUGGAUGAGUCAGCUGCGGCUUUACUGGGACAAGGAACUGGAUGACUGUGUAGUACGUCAGACCAACACCCACUUUCAGUAUGGCUAUGAAUAUCUGGGCAACUCAGGUCGUCUGGUUAUAACACCACUGACUGACCGCUGCUACAUGACGUUGACAACAGCACUGCACCUGCACAGAGGGGGCAGUCCCAAGGGGCCUGCUGGGACAGGCAAGACAGAAACCACCAAAGACUUGGGCAAAGCCCUGGGAAUGUAUGUCAUCGUGAUCAACUGCUCUGAUGGACUAGAUUACAAGUCCAUGGGCCGCAUGUUUGCAGGACUUGCACAGACAGGAGCAUGGGGCUGUUUUGAUGAAUUCAACCGCAUCAACAUUGAGGUCUUGUCUGUGGUGGCCCAACAAAUUCUGCAAAUCUUGAGUGCUUUAUCGGCAAACCAGGAUCAUUUUGUAUUUGAGGGCCAUGAUAUGAACAUUGUGUGGUCAUGUGGGUUGUUUAUCACCAUGAAUCCGGGCUAUGCUGGUCGUACUGAGCUACCAGACAACUUAAAAUCCAUGUUCCGUCCCAUUGCUAUGGUUGUUCCAGACUGCAAUCUAAUUUGUGAAAUUCUGCUUUUUGCUGAGGGAUUUGACAACACCAAGGUUCUGGCAAAGAAGGUAUUCACGCUGUAUUCCCUGGCUGUGCAGCAGUUGUCUAGACAAAAUCAUUAUGAUUUUGCUUUGCGAGCUAUUGUAUCAGUCCUUCGCUAUUCGGGCAAAAAGAAGAGAGCAAACCCAAACAUGUCCGACGAGGAGCUAAUUGUCUUGUCAAUGAAGGACAUGAAUGUGCCCAAACUAACCUCUGCUGACCUCCCUCUCUUCAAUGGCAUCAUGUUGGACCUCUUUCCUGGUGUGGAGGUCGCUGCUGUUGACUACACUGUGCUGGGAAAAGCACUUGAAAAAGAGCUUAGAUCUCAGAAACUACAAGUCACUCCUCAUGCUGUAACUAAAAUAAUCCAGCUGUAUGAGACCAAGAUGUCUCGUCAUUCAGUCAUGAGUGUUGGCUCAACACAAGCUGCCAAGUCUGUGUCAUGGCAUAUUCUGCAGGCAGCCAUGACUAACCUCUGUCUUGGUGGUGACAACAACUUUCAAGUUGUUAAGGAUUUUCCAUUAAACCCUAAGGCACUGUCACUGGCAGAACUUUAUGGAGAAUUUGACCUUUCCACAAAUGAAUGGUCAGAUGGAGUAUUAUCUUCUGUCAUGCGAAAUACAUGUUCUGACGAUAAACUUGAUGAAAAAUGGAUUGUCUUUGAUGGUCCUGUGGACACUCUGUGGAUCGAAAGUAUGAAUUCUGUCAUGGAUGACAACAAAAUUCUGACUCUCAUCAACGGGGAGCGAAUCAACAUGCCAGAUCAGGUUUCUCUUCUCUUUGAAAUUGAGGACUUGGCAGUGGCCUCGCCUGCAACUGUCUCGCGUGCAGGCAUGGUGUUUGCUGACUAUGUAGACAUGGGCUGGAAACCCUAUGUGGAGAGCUGGCUGGAGACCAAAGAUACGAUUCUGGCUGAAGAAGUGAGAAAUUCUUUCAAUAAAUGGCUUUUACGAACUCAAAAAUUUCAAAAGGAGAACUGCAAGGAGUUAAUACCCAUUGCUGAACUUAAUGGUGUGGCAUCUCUUUGUAAACUUUUUGAUGCCCUUGGGACUGUUGAAAAUGGGGUGGAUCCCUUGGAUUCAGAAUAUUUUCCCAAGAUGGUUGAUAUGUGCUUCCUUUUCUGCAUGAUUUGGUCUGUCUGCGCCUCGGUGGAUGAGGCUGGACGCAAGAGAAUAGACAAUUUUGUUCGCGAACUGGAGGGUUCGAUUCCCCACAAAGAUACAGUUUAUGAGUACUUCGUGGACAGCAAGGCUAAGACCUGGAGCCAUUGGGAGGAUAAAAUUAAAGGAGGAUGGAAGUACAACCCUGCGGUUCCCUUCUUUCAGCAGAUUGUACCUACAGUUGAUACAGUUCGUUACCAGUUUCUUAUGAAAACACUCGUAAACAUUCGAUGCCCUAUCAUGCUAGUGGGCCCAGUAGGAACAGGCAAAACAUCUGUUGCAGAAAGCACUUUGCGCAGCAUAGAUGCAUCAGUUUUCAAUGUUCUGACUGUGAAUAUGUCUGCACAGACCUCAUCAAAUCAAGUACAGGACCUGAUUGAGAGUCGAGUGGAGAAACGAACAAAGGGUGUAUUUGUACCUAUCGGGGGCAGGAAACUUAUCACUUUCAUGGAUGACUUUAACAUGCCAGCUAAAGAUGCUUUUGGCUCGCAGCCACCACUAGAGCUCAUUCGUCUUUGGAUUGAUUAUGGCUUCUGGUACGAUCGACAGAACCAGACUACAAAGAAAAUAUUGGACAUGCUGCUGAUUACUGGCAUGGGCCCCCCUGGUGGUGGGCGCAUGAUAAUUUCCCGCCGUCUGCAGAGUCGAUUCAAUCUCAUCAACAUGACUUUCCCACAGGAGUCCCAGAUUGGACGUAUAUUUGGCACCAUGCUGGAACAAAAGCUGCAAGACUUUGACGAAGACGUGAAGCCAAUUGGGACAGUAAUGACUACAGCCACUAUAGAACUAUACAACGUUAUUGUGCAGAAGUUUCUGCCCACUCCAGCAAAGAUUCACUACCUGUUCAACCUCCGUGAUAUUUCCAGGGUUUUCCAAGGCUUGUUGAGAGCAGACAAAAAAGUCCAUUAUUCCAAAGAUUCCCUCACUAGACUUUGGAUCCAUGAAUGCUUCCGAGUUUUCUCAGACCGCCUUAUCAACUCAAAGGACAGAGAGAUGUUUGUCACAGUGUUGAGUGAAAAGCUGGGCUCUAUGUUUGACCAAAGCUACCAUAGUAUUUGUCCCAACAGAAUACCACCUAUUUUUGGUGACUACAUGAAUGCAGACCUGAUUUAUGAAGAUAUAACAGAUGCCAAUAAGCUGAAAUCAUGCAUGACAAAUUUUCUUGAUGUGUACAACAACACCCCAGGGAUUGUUGCGAUGGAUUUGGUUCUUUUCCGCGAUGCAAUAGAACAUGUGUCAAAGGUAGUGCGAGUGAUACGUCAGCCCCGUGGCAACAUGCUGAUGAUAGGCAUUGGAGGAAGUGGGCGCCAGAGUCUGACCCGACUGGCAGCCUUCAUUUGUGAAUAUAAGACUUUCAGCAUUGAGGUGACAAAGAACUACAGAAAGCAAGAGUUUAGAGAUGAUAUAAAACAACUGUAUAACCAGUGUGGUGUGGAAAACAGAUCCACAGUCUUCAUCUUCAAUGAUAUACAGGUGAUACAAGAAAGUUUUCUUGAAGAUAUUAACAACAUACUCAGCAGUGGGGAGGUGCCCAGCCUUUACAAAGCUGAUGAAUUUGAAGAGGUGAAGAAUUCAUUGGCAGACGAGACUGCAAGAGCUGGAAUAGAAGACACCACACAAAAUGUGUUUGAUUUUCUUAUUAAUCGUGUCCGGACUAAUCUACAUGUUGUACUAUGCAUGAGUCCUGUUGGCGAAGCAUUCAGGAAUCGCAUCCGGAUGUAUCCAGCUCUUGUGAACUGCACAACAAUUGACUGGUUCCACAAAUGGCCUUUGGAUGCUUUGCUGGAGGUUGCUGACAAAUACCUCAGCAACAUGAGUCUUGGUAGUGCUGAGCAAGACAAGUUAAAGCCCUCCCUGGCUCAGGUUUUUGGAACUGUACACAGCUCUGUGUCUCUGUUCUCUGCCCGGAUGUUGAAUGAAAUGCAUCGGCAUAAUUAUGUAACACCUACAAAUUACUUGGAACUAGUCUCAGGGUACAAAAGGCUUUAUCGUGAGAAGGAGAAAGAACUGGGAGAUGAAGCCAACAAAUUGAAGAAUGGUCUUUUCAAGAUAGAUGACACUCGAGAAAAAGUUCAAAACAUGUCAGUGGAACUGGAGGAAGCAAAUAUUAAUGUCAUGGCCUUCCAAAAGGAAUGUGAUAAAUUCAUCAGUUUGCUUGUCGCGCAGAAGCAAGAGGCAGAUGAACAGCAGAAGGCUGUAAGUGUACAAAGUGCUCGGAUCCGAGAAGAGGGGAAAAAAUGUCAAGAGAUAGCAGACUCUGCUCAGCACGAUCUUGAUGCAGCACUACCAGCAUUACAGGCUGCUGUUGAAGCACUGGAAUCAUUGAACAAAAAGGACAUGACAGAGAUCAAGUCUUAUGGAAAACCACCAGCUAUGGUGGAAAAAGUCAUGCAGGCUGUGAUGAUACUGCGCAACUCAGAUCCCUCAUGGGCAGAAGCCAAAAAGCAGCUGGGUGAAGCCAACUUCUUGAAAGACCUGAUGAACUAUGACAAGGAUAAUAUAACUGACAAAGUGUUAAAGAAGAUUGGCAAAUAUUGUGACCAGGCAGACUUUGUGCCAGAGGUUAUUGGCCGAGUUUCCACUGCUGCCAAGUCACUGUGUAUGUGGGUCCGUGCCAUGGAGGAGUAUGGUCGCAUUUUCCGGAUAGUGGAGCCUAAACGACAGCGCCUCUACAAAGCCAUGGCUACUUUAAAAGAAAAGCAAGACAUGCUGGCAGAAGCAAUGGCUAAGCUAAAAGAAUUGGAGGACAAGUUGGAACUGCUGAAGAAAGAAUAUGAUGAGAAACUGAUGAUGAAAGCUGAUCUGCAGAGAAAAGCUGCUCACAUGGCGCUCAUGAUGGAGCGUGCUAGAAGACUAGUAGAGGGUUUAGCUGGUGAACGGUUGCGCUGGCUGGACACAGUAGAGGAAUUAGAAAACCAGAUGGGAUACCUACCAGGAGAUUGCAUGAUUGCUGCUGCUUUUCUGUCUUACUUGGGACCCUUCUUGUCUGAGUAUCGUGAAGAGAUUGUGAACAAAGUGUGGAUAUCAGAGAUUCGCACACUAGCUAUUCCUUGCACACCAUCUUUCUCCUUCACGGACUUCAUGGUAAGACCCACACAGGUGCGUGACUGGAACAUUCAAGGUUUACCCAGUGACAGCUUUUCAACAGAGAAUGGUAUCAUUGUAACUCAAGGAAAUCGCUGGCCAUUGAUGGUAGAUCCACAAUGUCAGGCCAUCAAGUGGAUCAAGAACAUGGAAGGAUCUAAGGGCCUGCGGAUAAUAGACUUGCAGCAGUCUGAUUACAUGCAUAUCUUGGAGCAUUCCAUUCAGAUGGGCAUUCCUGUGCUGCUUCAAAAUGUACAGGAAGUGCUGGACCCAUCAUUAGACCCUGUCUUGACAAAGUCACUGGUGAAAGUCGGCAACGCUUACAUCAUGAAGCUGGGAGACAAAGAGGUUGAGUACAACCCAGAGUUUCACUUCUAUAUCACCACUCGAAUGUCCAACCCACAUUACACACCUGAGAUCUCUACUAAGACUGCAAUUGUUAAUUUUGCUGUGAAAGAGCAAGGUCUUGAAGCACAGCUACUUGCAGUUGUGGUGGGUAAGGAACGACCAGAUCUUGAGGAAAUGAAGGACAGUUUGGUACGUGGCAUUGCAGCAGGCAGGAAGAAGCUAAAGGAUCUUGAAAAUGAAAUCCUUAGACUCCUGAAUGAAACCAAGGGAUCCCUCUUGGAAGAUGAAACUUUACUAAAUACUCUGGAGACAUCCAAAGUUACUUCACAUGAUGUUGGUGAGCAGCUGGCAACAGCAGAGACAACUGAAGUGAAAAUUGAUGCAGCACGUGAGGGCUACAGGGACAGUUCCAAGCGUUCUGCCAUCCUGUUCUUUGUGCUGAAUGACAUGGGCCACAUUGAUCCCAUGUAUCAGUUCUCCUUGGAUGCGUAUAUUGAUCUCUUCAUUCUUUCAAUUGACAAAAGUCCAAAAAGUUCAGAUUUGGAGGAGCGUAUUGCUCAGUUGAAUGAAUAUCACACCUAUGCUGUCUACAGAUACACAUGCAGAGCGCUUUUUGAAAAACACAAACUCCUAUUCUCAUUCCACAUGUGUGCUAAAGUCCUAGAGUCUGGUGGCAAGCUCUGUAUGGAUGAGUACACCUUCUUUCUUCGUGGAGGCGUGGUUCUUGAUCGAGACAAUCAGAUGGAUAAUCCUUGCUCAUGGCUGUCAGAUCUGGCUUGGGACAACAUCACUGAACUGGAUAAACUGACCAACUUCCAUGACAUCAUUACUUCCUUUGAGCAGUAUGGCAGGGAAUGGUAUGAGUGGUUUACAUCUGACAAUCCCGAGACUGCUUUCCUUCCUGGUGAAUGGGAGAAUAGCUGUAAUGAACUACAGCGCAUGCUUUUGGUACGGUCUCUGAGACCUGACCGAGUGUCCUUCUGUGUCACAUCCUUUAUUGUGAACAACAUGGGCGUCAAGUUCACAGAGCCACCAGUUCUCAACAUGCAGCAGGUGCUGGAGGACUCCACUUGUAAAACGCCUCUCAUCUUUGUUCUCUCUCCUGGCGUUGAUCCGACUGCAGGUCUUAUGCAGCUUUCACAAGCAAAGGGAUUUGGUGAGCGCUUUUCUGCUCUAUCCCUUGGACAAGGUCAGACUCCUGUUGCCACACGCCUCCUGAGAGACGGUGUUAGAGAUGGCAAGUGGGUGUUUUUGGCCAACUGCCACCUGUCUUUGAGCUGGAUGCCAGCCUUAGACAAACUGGUGGGUCAGCUGCAAGUGCAGGCUCCACACCCUGAUUUUCGGUUGUGGCUCAGCUCUUCCCCCAGUCCAGACUUUCCUAUCUCCAUCCUCCAGCAGGCCAUCAAAAUGACCACUGAACCACCCAAGGGCUUGAGAGCAAACAUGAAGCGGCUGUACACCAAGAUAUCUGAGACUAAGUUUUUGCAAUGCAAAACUCGGGAAAAGUACAUUCGUCUUCUUUAUUGUCUUUGCUUCUUUCAUUCUGUCCUUCUUGAGAGGAAGAAGUUUCUCAUGCUUGGUUGGAACAUUGGCUAUGAAUUCAACGACUCUGAUUUUGAGGUGUCUGAAAAUCUACUUCAAAUUUAUCUGGAUGCCUAUGAAGAAACACCAUGGGAAUCAUUGAGAUACCUCAUUGCAGGCAUAAGCUAUGGUGGUCAUGUUACUGAUGACUGGGACAGACGGCUGCUUAUGACGUACAUGGGACAGUAUUUUUGUGAAAGGGUUUUGGAAGUAUCUUUAUAUCCAUUAUCCAUUCUACCCACUUACUUCGUUCCAAUUGAUGGGCCAUACAACAUUUACCUUGAUCAUAUCCACUUCCUGCCUGCAAUAGAUCACCCAGAGGCUUUUGGGCAGCAUCCUAAUGCUGACAUCACAUCUCAGAUCCAGGAAGCAAAGUGUCUUUUUGACACCCUUUUGUCCCUGGCCCCACAGCAGACAUCAGGAGGUGCUGGAGAAAGCCGUGAGGAUAAGGUGCUGGAACUGGCAGCUAACAUCUUCAAACAGAUCCCAGAGAACAUAGACUUUGCUGCAACUGCCAAGCUUCUGUCCGUUGACCCCUGUCCACUAAACGUUGUGUUGCUCCAAGAGAUUCAGCGAUACAAUGCUUUGCUGGUUGAUAUCCGCAUAUCACUGAUAGAUCUGGAGAAGGGGAUCCAGGGGCUGGUAGUGAUGACGGCGGACUUGGAGAUUAUUUUCAACUGCCUUUUUGAUGGUCGUGUUCCACCAUCAUGGGAAAAGGCCUACUCUUCAUUAAAGCCCUUAGCAGCAUGGACACGUGACCUGGUGAUGAGAAUGGACCAGAUGUCAAAGUGGGCCUUAACAGCUCACCAGCCAACCAUUUUCUGGAUGUCUGGCUUCACCUUUCCCACAGGCUUCCUGACAGCUGUGCUACAGACCUAUGCCAGGAAGAACAAUGUUUCUAUUGAUCUCCUUUCUUGGGACUUCUCAGUGCUGACUGUAGAUGAUUCAAAUGUCCCUGGGCAGCCCAAGGAGGGCGUGCUUGUUAAAGGAAUGUUUCUACAAGGUGCAGGCUGGGACAUGAAGAAUCAAAUGUUGAUAGAAGCAGCUCCUAUGCAGCUUGUUUGUCCGAUGCCUUCUAUCCAUUUUAAGCCUUCUGAAGCUAAAAAGAAAAGCAGCAAAGGUAUUUAUACUGCUCCUUGCUACUACACACCAAACAGAGCUGGUUCAGCUGGACACCCAUCCUUUGUGGUGGCUGUUGACCUGAAGACUGGGGAGAAGCCUCCAGAGCACUGGAUCAAGCGGGGAACGGCUCUUCUCAUGAGCCUAGACUACUAAGCCCUCUUGCUUAGCUGAGGCUGAAGUGGCAGGAACAAGGCAUUCCAGCCAACAUAUGUUCACUUCAGACCAAAAACUAAACAAAAAACAACCCAACUCCUUUUAUUUGAUAGCUGUAAGCCCAGGAUGCAUAUAAUCUUUAUACAUGUACACUAACCAGAAUAUUAAUAACAUUAUUGCAUGCAGGUGACAUUCUGACAUUAAUGAGGUGAUAGUAUACAAUAUGACAAAAGAAAAGAUUUACAUUGUGAGAAAACUGCAUGAUAUUGAAAUAUAAAUGGGACCAUAAAAAAUCUUUAAACUAAGACAUUACCAAGCAAAUGAAUCGGCUUAAAUUUGUGUCUAUUUUUAGAUUUACUAUUCAUUAAUUAUUCAAAUUUAAGGCCAUUUGAGUAAAUGACAAAAUAUUUUGGAAACAGAUUCAUAGGGUUAGCAGGUGGUAAAAGGUAAGGACAUAAAAACAUGUAAUGAAACUUGUAAAUAACAGGACAACUAUUAUACAUGUCUCCUCUAGAUUAUACAACUAGAUGUAAUGAAUACAGUAUUUAAUUUUACAAAUCCUUACAUAGUUUUGACAAUAAACAUAUUAGCAUAAAGCAUAUCACAGCUGCGAAAUAUUUACCUG
Molecule: messenger RNA, 11980 nt
Organism: Pomacea canaliculata
Lineage: Eukaryota; Metazoa; Mollusca; Gastropoda; Architaenioglossa; Ampullariidae
Product: dynein heavy chain 2, axonemal-like
Exons: 71
Coding region: 307-11355 (3682 amino acids)
Biological process (GO): microtubule-based movement
Cellular component (GO): dynein complex
Molecular function (GO): ATP hydrolysis activity; dynein light intermediate chain binding; dynein intermediate chain binding
Source: RefSeq, a predicted model, not a curated record